AUGGAGGAGAUAGAGGUUAUCAAUACUAUCCCUAUUAGCCAUACGAACCAGCCCGAUGUCCAGAUUUGGCGAGGUAAUAGAUCGGGAGAAUUUUCAGUUAGAAGUGCCUAUCACUUAGCGGUGGAGUUGGAAGGGAGAACAGUUUCAGAAUGCUCUAAACAAGUGAAGGAGAGCUCACUGUGGAAGACGUUAUGGCAUUUACCCAUAUCAAAUGCUGGAAAAAAUUUCUUUUGCCGUGCAUGUCACAACGUGCUCCCAACAAAAGACAACCUACUUAGAAGAAAAGUGAUAAAGGAGCCGUUUUGCCCGAUAUGCGAAAGGGAACCAGAGACGGUCAUGCAUGCAAUAUGGAGUUGCCUAGCAGCUACGGAUGUGUGGGGCUGCAGUAAGAAAGUUUUCCAAAAAUGUGCCAUUGAAGGUAAUGAUUUUAUGCUUGUGGCUGAAUUUAUAUUGGGCAGAUGUGGGAAAGAAGAUGCUGCGCUUUUUAUUCACCUUGCUCAUCAGAUAUGGAUGCGGAGAAACAAAUGGGUUCAUGAAGGUAAUUUCAUCAACCCAAAUGUUCUAACGAAGGAGGCGCAGGCAUAUGUUCAUGAAUUUCAAAAAGUAAAUGAGCUAGCAACUUCUGCUACGGAUGAGAACGUCAACAAAAACGAGAACGUUAAAUGGUCAGCACCUACACAAGGUUGGCUUAAGGUCAACUGGGAUGUAGCUAUUGACAAAGCUGGUGGAAGAAUGGGGAUAGGAGCUAUUGUCAGGGAAGAAAAAGGAAAUGUAAUUGCUACAAUGUGCAAGACACAAAGUGGGAGCUUUGAACCAACGAUGGGAGAAGCCCUUGCUUCUUUUCAUGCAGCGAUUUUGUGCAGAGACCUGGGAAUAUAG
Corylus avellana is the source of this 879-nucleotide messenger RNA. RefSeq lists its product as uncharacterized. Lineage: Eukaryota; Viridiplantae; Streptophyta; Magnoliopsida; Fagales; Betulaceae. The record is from RefSeq and is a predicted model, not a curated record.